GAGGAACAGAACCUGCAGUACUCCACACUACUCUGUGGACUGCUCAACAAACACCUUGGAAUUCCCCCCCUGUACAGAACCAACACACUCACUCUACAGAAGUCAGCCUCUCGCUCGCGCUCUCUUUCUCACACGCACACACACGGACCCAAGCUGAUCCAUCUCUCCGUUUCAGGAUCUACAUGAACUUCUUUGAAAUUGUGGUGCAAAACCUGGCCUGGGACAACACAAUGUUCAAAGUUUUCAUUGAGGCUUAUCAUGCCAAGAAAUGAAAGAAGAACUGAAGACGUCUGAUCAAUGAAUGUUGCAAUAAAUAGUAGAACCUCUAUCUGAAGCCACGGAAGAACUGUCCAAGGCUAUGGAAGUACCAGCUAAGGCGUACUGGUGUAAUCUGGAAGCUACGUGCCAGUUUCCCAGCUUGUUGAACUCACUGGGAGGCAAGGCAACUGUAACGUUUGGAAGGGAAGUGGGGUUUAUUUUCCAGUGUUGAGCUGAUGCUGUUGCAGCUAUGUCAGAAGCUAUCCUCACCUUCCAGUACCAACUCAGUGGCGUUAUGGAAACAGUCCUCAAAACCGCCAUGCAUGAGAUCACUCGGCUGGUGAAGGAAGGCUUCCUGGAGGAAGUGACACGGAGCAAGCAGGAAGCGGACAUCUUGAGGAUGAAGCUGCAGCAGUGGGAGCAGAAAUGGAGGGACAGAGAGGAGGAGAGGAAGAGGGAAGAUGAAGAGACAGAGCAGAGAAAGAAGAGGGAAGCGAGAGAGCAGAUGGGCAUGUGUGUGAGUUGCAGUUGUACUGAAGACACUGAGAAAGGGGAGGCUCUGUCAGGAGCAGAGGAAGGUUGUGUUAUCAAACAGGAGGAGAUGUUCCAGUCAGAGGGACCCAACACUCUCCCAGAGAGAGAGGGUCCACAGGAAACGGACAUGUCCAGCACUUCCCGUGUCUCUGAAAGGAUGGAAGAGAGGGAAGCCCAUGUGGUCCACAUCAAACAGGAGCCCAAUGACUGGGGGGAUCUAGUAUCCCAGAUGGUCACAUCCACAGAUACUACCAUAAUGAGCCUGAGUCGUCUGCAGAGAUUGAGUGCCCAUGCUGGGGCAUGGACCAGUGAGCCUCAGCCUCAACUUCCAGCACCAUGGACCAGAGAGCCUCUACCUCCAGCACCAUGGGCCAGGGAGCCACCACCGCUACCUCCAGAACCAACACCAUGGACCAGGGAGAAGCAGCACGUACUCCCAGGGUCAGGUAUACCCACCCAGGCAACAGAGUGUGCUGUGGGAGCCCUGGAGUCCAGUCCCUAUGGUCUCAGCAACAACACAACGGCACAGCUGGGGGUCAAACCCUACAGCUGCCCACACUGUGAAAAGAGCUUCCCUCAGCUACGAAACCUGAAAGACCACCAGAAGUACCACCACACAGGGAAAAAGGCCUUCACCUGCUCCCAGUGUGGUAAGGGCUUUGUGUACAUGUGCCACCUCAGGGUACACAUGCAGUGCCACACAGGGGAAAGGCCGUUCAGCUGCUCUCAGUGCGGUAAGAGCUUUGUCUACCUGUGCAACCUGAAGUCCCACCAGCAGUAUCACACAGGAGAGAAACCGUACAGCUGCUCUCAAUGUGGGAAGAGCUUCAGCCUUCAGAGUGGCUUGAAGAAACACAGGGUCAUUCACUCAACAGAGAGGCCUUACCACUGCACGAACUGUGGGAAUAGAUUCUAUUCUAGAGCAGACCUGAAAAGACAUGAACAGAUUCAUGCAGCAAGGUAGAACUUUGAGAUGAAGCUGGUUGAUUUAGAAAAUCUGAGUGAAGAAAAUAACAGCACACGUGUACUAUGUUCAAUGUAUUUGUAGCUACUGAUGCAUUUCAUGUUGAGAAGAAUAAAACCCUUAAUGAAGAAA
This is a messenger RNA of Oncorhynchus nerka (sockeye salmon), 1888 nucleotides long. RefSeq names its product zinc finger protein 629-like. NCBI's taxonomy places the organism in Eukaryota, Metazoa, Chordata, Actinopteri, Salmoniformes, Salmonidae. The record is from RefSeq and is a predicted model, not a curated record. Bases 509 to 1756 code for a protein of 415 amino acids. The transcript is spliced from 3 exons.